Messenger RNA from Pristis pectinata (smalltooth sawfish), 4082 nucleotides. It is a transcript of the gene ypel2a, whose product is annotated as yippee-like 2a. The record is from RefSeq and is a predicted model, not a curated record. Lineage: Eukaryota; Metazoa; Chordata; Chondrichthyes; Rhinopristiformes; Pristidae. Bases 136 to 783 code for a protein of 215 amino acids. The transcript has 5 exons.
UCAGUCUGGCCUGAAUUGUAAUAGAAAUUGCAAAGAAAAAUAUCCAAACAGUCAUUUGGUCAGAGAAAAAUAAUACAAACAAAUAGUAGAGGAGUUCAAAUUUCAUAUUUUAAGGGAUUGGCGUUACGGUCCCGAAUGAUGAUUGCUCUCUCCAGCACUAACGAAUGGUUCUCUCUGUGCCAGGUUGGUGAGUUAGACGCCGGUGUCCUGGGCUGUCGCUCCCUCAUUGCGAGGCCGGUGCCCCCCUUCCCCCCCCCCCCCUCCGUCCCCACCCCGGUGCCCAACAGCGUGUGGAGACCUGCCACACCGCUUGCCCGCCACACCACGGCCUUCACCUGCGUGCUCCAGUGUUUCCCGUGCGAACCCACCUGCCUCAGCGCCUCGUGGAGCAGCCCGGAGUUCGCGCUGCGUCCGGUGGCCCCCAUGGUGAAGAUGACGAGAUCCAAGACGUUCCAGGCCUACCUUCCCACCUGCCACAGGACGUACAGUUGCAUCCACUGCCGGGCACACCUCGCCAACCACGACGAACUUAUUUCCAAGUCUUUUCAAGGGAGCCAAGGCCGAGCUUACCUGUUUAAUUCAGUAGUUAACGUGGGCUGUGGACCAGCGGAGGAGCGAGUUUUACUCACAGGCCUGCAUGCGGUGGCAGAUAUAUACUGUGAAAACUGCAAAACCACACUGGGCUGGAAAUAUGAACAUGCCUUCGAGAGUAGCCAGAAGUACAAGGAAGGGAAGUACAUCAUAGAACUUGCUCACAUGAUUAAGGACAAUGGCUGGGAGUGACCGAAGCUGAUGCUGGAGCCGACUGCUGAGUUGUCAACCCUGAAGCAGGAAAAGUAACUGAAGGCUUUGGUUGUACAUGUACAGGGGGGAGCUGGGCUGCUCGACUCCACCUGCCAGAUGCCUGCCUCUGCAUUUCUCUCUCGUCGUCAUCAUUCCCCCCCUCCUGCUCCCUCCCUCUCUCCCCCCCCCCCCCCCCGUCUUUUCUGCUUCUCCUCCUCUGGCCGAAUGUCCCUGGCCUCCCCCUCUCCAUCGUGGUGUCGGCUGAGUGAUCGCAUCAAAGCUUGAGGGUGUUCUGCUUCCCAUGGCGUUUUCCCCAGGUUUGCAUUGAGAGCAGUUUCAGCGAUGUUCGUCUGAGCACACCCCUCUGGAACAUGCCAGGAGGGGGAGGGAAGCAAGCGGGGAGUUGGCAGCCGAGUCCUUGGGCUGUGAUGGGACCUGGAGCUUUGGUGUGUCCCAUCCAUCUGUUCAGCUGAUCCAACCCCCUUCCUUGGGUUCCUCCAUGCUGGGCCAUGCUCCCCCAGCCUGGUGUACACAGGGAGAUGCCUGCCCUCCCCAGAACGAAGGAAGUCAUUGCCCUCAUGCCUUGAGCCAAAGUGUAUCCUCACCACCCCUCUCGCUCCAGCCUUGCAGUGCUGAUGCUGCAUUUGAUUGGUGCACUGACAGGAACAGGUUGAGGGGCAGAAUGGCCUCCCCCCAAGGAUGGGCUGCCUUUGGACCAAUGAGAGGGGACACCGGUCACUCCACAAAUUCUCCUCCAAGGGCACCACUGGUGCCACAAUUGUGUUAGAAUGUGUUGCCAGGAGUAAGCAUGGUGAGCUGCUAUAUACUCAUCUGAAGGGAAUCAUGAUGGGUUUGGGCAGACUCUGCCCUGCAAAGCCCCUUCAGUCAUUGUCUCUAGUUUUCCUUGCCCCUCGCCACUGCCAACCUUCCCAAACUUGACCCUGUGAUUCAUCUGAGGUGUUGGUGCCUCUGUGGGGAGAGUGGCUGCUGAUGGUUUGUCCUCUUGCAGCUUCUGAUUCGGCCUUCAGGCCCUCUUCAGUCUGUGGAGGGAGGGAGCAUCUCAGCCACUGUGUGGGUCACUGUGCCUCUGCUGUACACAAGGGGGGGAACGUACCUCCAAAAUAAAGAGAGAAUGAAGCUUCCUGCUGUAGGAUUGUGCAGGGGAGUGGGUGUAAUACCCCAAUCCUAGGCAAUGGCCUUGACAGAAUCUUAAAUUCCAAAGGUGUCAAACAUCAGAGGGAUGGAAUUAAUCGCAUGGUGAGAGGUGGGCAGCGAAUAUCGGCUCCUCCUGCUAGGCUUGGUGAAGCUGCCAGAUUCCAAUCAUAGUCGCAUCCUCUUGGGGGACAUUGGGAGAGGGUCUGCAUCAAGAUAACUGAAGCAUCAGCAACACCACCCUUGGUCCCUUGCUGGUUCCCCCAUUGUUGAAGGAUCCUGUCCACAUUUUCUGCUCGGUUCUGGGUGCUCUCCCUCAGAGAUACUCCAGCUGGUGGGAGUUGCACUAAGGAUUGAUCAGAAUGAUACCAGAGCCAAAGGCAUUGAGAUUUGGGCAGAUUAUAUUAGCAGGGUUGUAGUCCUGACAUUACAGGUGAUUAAAGAGUGAUUAAUUGAGUUGAUUUGGUACAGUAGAUGGAUCCACCCCCUCUCCUCUGCUGGAACAGGUCCAGAAUGAGGCACAACCUUGACAUCAGAGCCAGGAUGUGGAGGGUAAUGUCAGAAGGUUCUUUCUUACACCUGGGGGUGUGCCCUUGCCCAGAAAGCUGAGACCAAGUGUCAGUUGAAAAGGAGACUGGAGGUUUUGAAGGGUGUUUGGGAGGGUGGUCAUCGGGCCAAGGCAGGUAGAUGGAGCAAAGAUACAAAUCAGCCGUAAUCUAAUUGAAUGGCAGAACAGGCUUGAGGGGCUGAAUGGCCUCCUGUUCAUGAAUGCACAGGACUGAUAAUUGGUGCAAAUGACACUUGUGUCAGACCAAUUUUCCUCAUACUCCUUGGUGGGUGAGUGUGGGAGGGACUUGGUCUUGUUCAUAGAAUCUUCAGUUUAGUCAGUAAUUUAAUCAACAGCUAAGUGUUGGGGAAUCGUUUUCUGUCAACGUGGGGGCCUCCUGCCAUUAAGUGACCUGCAGGUAACUGUAAUGGAUCAGAAGUCCCUUUUGAGUAGAUACCUUGCACUUGUCAGCAGCAGACCCUGGCCCAUUACACUUUAGCUUUCUUGAAUCCUCCGUUGUAGCAAAGUAGAGGCAGUGCCGACUGAGCAGUGAAGUCAAAGUGCAGCCAUAGCUUGGCUGUGUAACACUGAAAUCCUCGGCUUGGGCAGGCAGACUGACCUCUGGGCUUUCAUGUGUAGCCCGUCGUGGGCACCCAUUUGUAUGUUGACCAAAGCACCUCUUUGUACACUGUUAGCUGAAUCACCCAGCAAGUCUGACCACAUGAGGCUGUGUUGUCACUGGACUGUGGUUAGUUGGUACCCAAAUGGUACAUGAUGAUCCCUCCCCCCACUGAGUUGUGAACCAAGGUUGUUAGUCACCCUUCACUUUGCCAAAUCCAGCACCAGUUUUGAGUGCCAGGUCCUCCCCCACAGUGCUGGGGGAGCUUUGCACCAUUUACUGUGGCAAGUGUGUGAACUUUGCACACUUGCUUUGGGGUACUCCCGGUAUCCCAAUGACAGCACUGCCAGGGAACACUGUUUGGCACCACUGAAAUCAUCGGCCAAAGAGCCUCUUGUUUCCCUAUGAAGGGAGGGUCUGCAAGACACUUGGACCCACUGUCCAAAGACCAAACCCGAUGGAGUGUGGCCAGUGAACUUGGUGAUGUAGGUGUUUGUAGGGAGAGGAAAAAGCAGAACUUUGCAUCGUGUGUUAGUGGAUCUGUUGUAAAUCCUGCAGCUGACUAGCCAUGCCUGUCCUCUCUGCCACGCAUGUAAAACCACGUGUCCAAAGCAAUACCAUGCAGCCUCCCAGCUGGGUGACCUGUCAUCCACCCGCCAAGCCCCAGUGAUUCACGCAGCCAAUUCUGUUUCCUUGUGGCCAAAGCUGGCUUGUGAUUGGACACUGCUUUGAUGCGACUUUUUCCAACUCUGGCCCCCCCAUUGGCUGCUUGUGGCAAAAGCAGCCCCCUGACAUUGCCUGAUUGGCUAGAGGCCAUGCACUCUGCUGAAUCAUCUCUCGUGUGAUAAUGUGCUGUGCCCCUAUUUAAACAAAUUGCUAAUAUAUAUACAGAACUUUGUCUUAUAUUGUGUACUCUUGUAAAUAUUCAUAUUUAAAAAUGUUUUUAUAAUAUAUUCAGCAAUGCCUGAUCCAACCCUCUGA